This is a messenger RNA of Fusarium pseudograminearum CS3096, 1860 nucleotides long. RefSeq lists its product as uncharacterized. Lineage: Eukaryota; Fungi; Ascomycota; Sordariomycetes; Hypocreales; Nectriaceae. The record is from RefSeq and is a predicted model, not a curated record. Bases 1 to 1860 code for a protein of 619 amino acids. Gene Ontology annotation, biological process: protein phosphorylation. Gene Ontology annotation, cellular component: nucleus; plasma membrane; cytoplasm. Gene Ontology annotation, molecular function: ATP binding; protein serine/threonine kinase activity. The transcript has 4 exons.
AUGCCUUCUCAAAAGAACUCCAACGGCACCGGCCAGGUCAGCCACCGUCUGCGCAAUUUCUUCCGCAUGAACACUGGAGGUAGUACCGGCAGUGCCUCAAGCGAUAAGGAUAAGGACAAGGACAAGGAGAAGAACUCGACCUCUACCACGCCCGAUCCCUCGAAACCUCGUCACACAAAGUUCUUUAGUAAUACAGUUGGCCGCCUGCGCGCACACACCGUGGCAAGCGAGGGUAACCAGCUGGAAGAAGCCAUGAGUCCUACAGCUCACGCCAACCCUUAUUUCGCCCAUCAAGGCCAACCAGGACUGCGUCACCAUAAUUCCGACUCUGUUCCUCCGAGCCCCCCGGAUACGCCAAGUCUCAAAGUCCAUGGUCCCGAUGGCGCUCCUGCAACCGACCAAACUACUAGCGAAACCAAGGAGGAGCUUGCCCGGAGACUUAGAAGAGUCGCCAGCGCACCCAAUGCUCAAGGCUUGUUUUCCAAGAACGACCCCAAUAACGAGCGUCCCGCGACUGCCGAGCUUGGCAAAGAUCCUCUUCUUACAAGUUCUGGCGCGCUUGGCCUUAUAGAACCGGCCAAAACUCCACAGAACGAGGAGAUGCCUACUCAUGCCAACCCCGAAGACAUUCUGGCCGCUCUGCCUGCUCCUAAUAUGUCAAUGGCCUUCCGCCGAACUUAUAGUUCCAACUCGAUCAAGGUCCGAAACGUUGAAGUUAGCCCUUCUAGCUUCGACAAGAUAAAGCUUAUUGGAAAGGGAGACGUCGGCAAGGUGUACCUUGUGAGGGAGAAGAAGAGCAGCAGACUUUAUGCCAUGAAGAUACUUAGCAAGAAGGAAAUGAUCAAGCGAAACAAGAUCAAGCGAGCUCUUGCAGAGCAAGAAAUCCUCGCUACAAGCAACCAUCCCUUCAUUGUCACAUUAUACCACUCUUUCCAGUCUGAGGACUACCUUUACCUGUGCAUGGAGUACUGUAGUGGCGGCGAGUUCUUCCGCGCUCUCCAAACACGACCUGGAAAAUGCAUUCCCGAGGAGGAUGCUCGAUUUUACGCCGCUGAAGUGACAGCAGCGUUGGAGUACCUGCAUCUUAUGGGAUUUAUUUACCGUGAUCUGAAACCAGAGAACAUUCUGCUUCACCAAUCGGGCCAUAUCAUGCUUUCAGACUUUGACUUGUCCAAGCAGUCAGACCCUGGUGGCAAGCCGACUAUGAUCGUUGGCAAGAAUGGAGCUCGCACGGAUGCCUUACCGACCAUCGACACACGUUCAUGUAUUGCCAACUUCCGAACCAAUUCUUUUGUAGGCACAGAAGAGUACAUUGCGCCGGAAGUGAUUAAGGGUAGUGGCCAUACAAGCGCAGUCGACUGGUGGACACUUGGCAUCCUCAUUUACGAAAUGCUUUACGGCACAACGCCUUUCAAGGGCAAGAACCGUAACGCAACUUUCGCAAAUAUCUUGAGGGAGGACAUUCCCUUCCCUGACCAUGCUGGUGCACCACAGAUCUCCAACCUCUGCAAAUCUUUGAUAAGGAAACUACUCAUCAAGGACGAAAACCGACGACUUGGUGCCCGAGCCGGUGCAUCAGACAUCAAGGCGCAUCCAUUCUUUAGAACGACACAAUGGGCACUGAUUCGACACAUGAAACCACCGAUUGUCCCCCAUGCCGGACGAGGAGUUGAUACCGUCAACUUCCGAAACGUGAAGGAGAGCGAGAGUGUUGACCUUUCGGGAUCAAGGGCGAUGAACCUGAAGGGAGUGCCUUUGGACAGUGGACUGGCUACUCCUGGUGGUGAAAUCGCCGAUCCAUUCCUUGAGUUUAACAGUGUCACAUUGCACCAUGACGGUGAUGACGAUCACCACCGCUGA